This is a messenger RNA of Oryzias melastigma (Indian medaka), 4660 nucleotides long. It is a transcript of the gene wfs1b, whose product is annotated as Wolfram syndrome 1b (wolframin). Bases 732 to 3599 code for a protein of 955 amino acids. Lineage: Eukaryota; Metazoa; Chordata; Actinopteri; Beloniformes; Adrianichthyidae. Gene Ontology annotation, biological process: calcium ion homeostasis; endoplasmic reticulum unfolded protein response. The transcript has 10 exons. Gene Ontology annotation, cellular component: endoplasmic reticulum membrane; endoplasmic reticulum. The record is from RefSeq and is a predicted model, not a curated record. Gene Ontology annotation, molecular function: protein binding.
AGCAAAUCAACUAUAGACCAUGUGUCUAUAAGUAUACUUUCUGAGUACUUUUUAAAUUGAAUUAAAACAUUUUAAGUUUACCAUUAAGGUAGUAGCCUAUAUAAAAAGUGAAUUUCAAUCGUACUGCCUCGCUUUUUCUUCCAUAGUUUAGCUUCCAUAGUUGCUCAAACCUUUUUUGAAUUACAAUCAUAUAUACCUUAAAAAUUAUGCUAUUGUCUAGUAGCUUUCCCUGGUGCUUGAAUGCAAAUAAAAUCACUGCAACUUUUUGUUGUUGUUGUUGUUUUUUUGUUUGUUUGUUUUUUUUUGUCAAAUCCAAUUUUAUCAAAUUGUUUAACUAAUCAGUACUUCAUUGUAAGUAAGUUUUUAAUAUUAUUUAAAUAAAAUAAAACACAAGGCGACGCGUGUGGAAAAUACUCGGAAUUUGAUUAUUAUUGACUUUCUUUUUCCUGCCCACAUUUACCAAUCAAAUCAUGCACAAGGUAAGGAAGUGGUCCCUUUUACCCAAUCACAGUGUCCAAAGGGAAAAAGUGGGCGGGAACAGUCUCGUGAGCUGCUGGGUGACUGGUGUGAGUUGGAUUGUUUUUGGAGUUUGACCGCACAAGGACCAACCAACAGGAUGGGGAUUGUUGAAUUAAUUUUUAGCAGAGAGAACAAAUAAUUUGGAACACUCGAUAACAAAGAGCCGAAGCCUUUGGAGAACAUCAACGAGGCCGGAGCGUUCCCUUGAAGCCAUGGAUCCUUCACCUUCUGGCACUUCACCCACCUUAAAACUCAGCUCAUCAUCCCGCACCGUAAUGAGUCCAGGCCCGUCAUCACUUGACUCGUCUACCUCUUCAGUUCCAGACCGGCAUAAGCUCACAAUGCCUACGCCCCCAACCACACCAUCCUUUUCUCCCUCCCCACAGACUUCUCCAACUCUUCUCUCCCGCUCCUCAUCCCUGUCCUCACCCACAUCAUCCCCUUUGCACCAACCAGUCAGAAGCUUCUCAAGGAUGGGCAGAUCUCAGCUUAACGCAGCGUCUACGGGGAAUGGAGAUGUGCCACUAACACCUCCCACACCUGAAGCAGAGGAAACAGAGGAGAGCAGUUUUGAGGAUUUAGAAGAGAGCGCAAAGUCUGGUGAUGCAAAAGCACAAACAAAGAUGGGCCGUUACUUCCUGGCCCUGGCAGAGCACAGCGAUGAAGAGCUGAACAACUGCACCGCAGUCACCUGGCUGAUCCAGGCUGCAAAACAAGGCCGCAAAGAUGCUGUCAAGCUGCUGAAGCAGUGCUUAGCUCACAGAAAAGGCAUCACUUUGGAGAACUUUGAGGAGGUGAAGAAGUUGUGUACAGAGACGCAGUUUGAGAGAGGAGUCAGGAAAGCAGCACUCCUUAUGUACUGGAAGCUCAAUCCUGAAAGAAAGAGGGCUGUACCUGUUUCUGAGUUAUUAGAGAAUGUGGAACAUGUCCAUACAGAACCAGGCACACCUGUCUCACCUGGUCCUCUCAACAGCUCCGCUAAGAAACAAAGACGGGUCCUGGAGACGAUGGUCACCAGUGAGGGAAGUUCCCAUGUUGGAAUCGAUGAGUUUGUGGAGAUGACAAAGAGGUACGCUCAAGGAAUCCCGCCAUCACCCGUCAUGGCUGCUGCUGCAGACGAUGACGACGACGAUGAUGAUGUGGUUGUGAAGAACCCAGAUGAGCUGCCUCUGCCUCAGAAGCUCCUGAAGUUCCCCCUGCACGCCCUCCUGGAGAUUAAGGAGCAUCUCAUCGAUUGGGCCUCACGCGCUGGCAUGCAGUGGCUCAGUGCCUUGAUCCCAACCCACCACGUCAAUGCGCUGAUCUUCUUCUUCAUCAUUUCCAACCUCACAAUUGAGUUCUUCAUCUUUGUCAUCCCUCUGCUGGUUUUCUACCUGUCUUUCUUCUCCAUGGUGAUCUGUACUUUGCGCGUGUUUCAGAAUUCAAAGGCAUGGGAAAAUUUCCGGGCUCUCACUGACCUGCUUGCUCAUUUUGAACCUGGUCUGGAUCUGGAGCAGGCGGAGACUAACUUUGGAUUGACUCAUUUGGAGCCUUACCUGUACUUCCUGCUGUCUGUGGUCUUUGUAGUUUUCUCCUUCCCCGUGGCAGACAAAUCCUGGAUUCCCUGCUCAGAGCUUGCUGCAGUUGCGCUCUUCUUCACCAUCACAGCCUUCCUGAGCCUCCACGCCUCCGCUCAGCUGUUUGCUCGGAAAGCCCUCCUCACUGAGGUCUUUUCUGGAGCGUGCUCUCUCGCUCACCUCCUGCCAGACUCUCUUUGGUUCUUAAAGGUGUUCGGGUUGACGUUCAUCACAGUGCCUCUUGGAGAUGUUGUGGCGAUAAACUUGGGGAUGCCGUGUCUGCUCUACGGACACCUUUUCUACCUCCUCUUCCGCAUGGCACAGCUGAGAGGCUUUAAGGGCACCUACCUGUGCCUGGUGCCCUACUUGGUUUGUUUCACCUGGUGUGAACUUUGUUUGGUGUUCCUCAAAAAUGCCACGACCAUCGGACUCAUCCGGACUUUUGCGGGCUAUUUCCUCUUCCUGUUUGCUCUUCCUGUGCUGUCACUGGGUCUGGCUGCCAUGCUCAUGAUCCAGGUUCUGCAGUGGUUCCUCAAGCUGGAGCUCACCAAGAUGGUGGUGACACUGACCGUUUGCUUUGUUCCAGUCGUGCUCCGGCUGUGGACGCGAUUCAGCCUCAACCCCAUCGUGGUGUUACGGUCGUUAUCGCGCAGCAGCAUUGUAAAGCUCAUCCUGGUGUGGCUCAGCGCAGUGAUGCUCUUCUGCUGGAUGUACGUCUACAGAUCCGAAGGCAUGAAGGUGUAUAACUCCACUCUGACGUGGCCUGAAUAUAGCAACCUAUGUGGUCCGCUGGCCUGGAAAGAGUCCAACAUGGCUCAAACCCAAAUCCUGUGUUCCCACCUGGAAGGGCACCGGGUCACCUGGACAGGACGCUUCAAGUACGUUCGUGUGACCGACAUUGAGAACGGCGCACAGUCCGUUAUCAACCUGCUGCCUGUAUUUUUGGGGAACUGGAUGAGAUGUCUCUACGGGGAACCCUAUCCCAGCUGUGAUGGGGGGAGGACUUCCUCCGCUGAGACACAGCCGUUCCCCGCUCCCGCUCCUCCUCCUCAAGAUCCGCUCUGUAAACUUAAAAAACUGGCCAAGCAUGAAUGCCACAUCAAACGGUUCGACCAUUACAAAUUCGAAGUCACACUGGGAAUGCCCCUGGAGAAGAAGACCAAGGAUGGAACCCUCGUAGAGGACGAGGACACCACAAAGGACAUAGUCCUUCGGGCGAGUAAUGAAUUCAAGUCGGUGCUCUUACAGUUGAACACCGGCAGCCUGGUGGAGUUCAGCACCAUACUGGAAGGGCGUUUAGGCUCCAAGUGGCCCGUGUUUGAAAUGAAAGCCAUCCACUGUUUGUCUUGUAGUGACGGCAGAGUUUCCAGCCGCCGGCAAUACAAAAUCGAGCACGACUGGAGGCGCACGGCCCAGAACGCCCUUCAGUUUGGCUUUGACUUCUUCUUUCACCCCUUCCUGACGGCCCAGCUGGAGCAACACUCAGAUACAGAAAUAGAUACGGUGACACAGGAGGAUGGAUAGAGGAACCUGUGCCGACACAAGAUCUGCUUUAAAACAAACAAAAAAGGCCACUUUCAGGUGAAGGAUGGUUGCACAAUUCCGAUUAACACAAAUGUCAAAUCACUGACAGAAGGAGAGUGCACACACCUUAAAGCACUUUUAAUGUUUGUAUGAGUCUAUGUUUUAAGCCAAAUUAUACAUGAUUCAACAAAUUUGGAGCACUAAUAAGGUUGAGAGCAAAACCAAAAUCACUCAUUUUACUUGUUUAGUCAAGAUUUCAUUCAUUUGUUUGCAUGUAAAUCAACAUCCUGACAUAAUUUACAGCCAAAAUCAUCAGUAUUAAGCUUUUUCAGUUUAUGUAAUUAAACAUAUUCCACUUCAAAACUGCUAAAGGACAAGUUUAGCUUUAAAAGUAAUUAUUCACAAGUAAGGAUUUAUAAUUGCUGGUGGUGAUUUUGAAGUGGUCAUAUUUAAGUGCCUUUAAUGUGUUUUUUUUUUUUUUUUGUGGGAGGAGGGUGGAGUUUUAUCUCUUUAGGUACAUGUGGUUUAUAUUUGAGCAGUUGAGUGAAUUUAUCUUUGCUGUUCUCUAUUUAGCGGGUCGUUUUCCUCUCUGCUAUGCAGGGCUUUAAUAAACCCAGUUAGUCUAAAACUGAAGACUUGUCACUACCACUUUGUUUACUCUGACCUAAACUGAUGGAAGAUAGUGUUUUGUUAAAAACCCUUAGGCUGCUACAUAAGCUGGUCGCGUUUAGUGCAAUUUUCUAUAGGAUUAUUCAACAUUUUUCAUCAAGCUUCCUGGCUCUGUGUCACAUUGUUGUAAUUAUCAUUUUAAUAAUGGAGGCCUGUGCUUCUCCUGCUGUGGCUGAUUUAAUAUUGUGUGCCGUGGGAACAACUCGGUUAUUAGAUUUAUGCUGCAAAGAUUAGGAAGUAAAAGUCACGUGGGGUUCAAAAUCGACCGCCGAGAGAAAAAAAAAACUUGAAGUUGUUGGAUCUAGAUAAAAUUUUGUGUUAUACUCUAUAAACUGCAAAGAAAUUGUGUUUCUUUUGUUUUAAAGUUUGUGCAAAUAAAAUGAAAAGGAAAA